UAGCGCCAGAUUGGAUUUCUCCAUUUCCCUCUUUCUCUCUGUGGAAGCAGUUCAGUGGAUUCUCUAAAUAAAAUAAAUGAUUUCCUGGCUAUGAUAGGAAUUUUAGGACUUUAAUCACAUAAAACAAAGCGAUCUAUUUAUUUAGUUUAGUGUUGGCAGAAGAAGGACGAAUCAGGAAGUCGAACAGCUACGAAAGGAGUUUCUUUUAUCAGAAUUGGCAUCUGAAAUCCGCACCUCUAAAAUGGACAGUGAGGAUGACUUGGACAUUCUGACGGCGCUCCUGGAGGAGAAUGAAAACGCGGGCGAAGUACGAGGCAACGGAGAACCGGCGGACGAUUUGGACGGUCUGUUCGAUGAGGAUGAGGAAGAGUAUAACGAGGGCAGCGAAGAGGAGGCGGCGGCCAAAGAGAAGGAAGUGUCUGAGCUCUUUGGGGAUGUCGACGACAUUGAACAGGAGGAUGAAAAAGGGAAAGGAGGCGAGAGAGAUGCUGGCGAGGACUUGAACGGGUCCAAAGAGGAUUUACGAGAGGAGCUGAGGCGGAUGCAGGAGCAGAUGCAGAAGCUGCAGCAGCAGCUGGAGGCCAGCCAGCAGAGCGCCGCUUCACCCAAAGCAGGGAGGUCAGAACCAACACCGAGCCGGCGGCCGGGGUCCAAACCCAGCCAGGGGAAACCUAAACUACAAGCAGCGGCGGCGUCUUCAUCGGCUCCGCUCAGUGGAACCGGCGUCAAGCUGCAGGAAUCCUCGGACUUCUUCUCUCAGCUCAGCAAUGCGGAUUCAUUCCAACGUAAACCCAGAACGGCUCACCAGCCCAAACCUCCAGAGGAUAGGAGGCCGCUGAUGGAGGUAAAGAUCGGCAGCUCUUUUCGACCACCGGAGGGCAGCGGCGAGCCCUCGAAGAGCAAGCCUGUAGCAGCCGCACCGCCUAGACCGGCCCAGCCUCCGGUUCCUAAAGAUGUGGGAGUGGAGAAGUUCUCCGGGCUUCGCCUCAGGAAUCCGCGGGUCUCCUCCAGUGAGAUGGAGCGAAAGAUGGCCGACCGGCGGCUGAUCCGGCUGUCCCAGGUUCCGGAGCGGUUGAAGCGGGAGAAGCUGGAGGACAGCGACUGGGUGACGUUUGCCGUGCUGGUCCACAAAGCCACGCCGCAGAGUAGCAGUAGUGGCAAAACCUUCAGCAUCUGGAAGCUGAACGACCUCCAUGACCUGGACGUGUUUGUGUCUCUGCUGCUGUUUGGCGACGUCCACAAGGAGCUGUGGAAGACGGAGCCCGGCGUCGUGGUGGGACUCCUGAACCCCAACCCCAUGAAGCAGAAGGACGGCUACGACGGGGUCAGUCUGACGGUGGACCAUCCUCAGAAGGUUCUGCUGAUGGGCGAAGCUCUGGACUACGGCACCUGCAAGGCUGUGAAGAAGAGCGGCGAGCCGUGCUCUCAGAUCGUCAACAUGUACGAGUGCCAGUACUGCCAGUACCACGUCAAAGCCCAGUACAAGAAGAUGAGCUCCAAGAGGGCCGAGCUGCAGUCGUCCUUCUCUGGAAAAGCCCCCAACAGGGUGAAGGGUGGCAGCCUGAGAGAGCGGCUGUGUCAGGAUGGCUUUUACUACGGUGGCGUCUCCUCCGCCGCCUGCGCCGCCUCCCUGACAGCGUCCAAACCCAACAAACCGACCCAGAGAACUCUGGACAAGAUGUUAGUGAGAGGAUCUGCUCAGCCGGGUCCGGCCAGGAGGCUGGCUCUGCAGUCCGGGGAAGUUUCCGGAUGUUCUGAUGAAUUUAAGAGCCUGAUGUCGGUGCCGACGCCAGGAGCUCUGCAACUGAAGAAACGCCUGGAACAGGACAGCCACCUAGGCACCAAGGAUGCAUCUAAAGCGCCGCUUCAGUCCAUCACCGCGUCCGACCUGCUCAAGCAGCAGAAACAGAAGCAGCGGGAGCUCCUCCAGAGUCGCCGACUGCGAGCCGAGCAGAGGGAGCUGCAGAAGCCGAGUGGCGCCGCCCUGACGUCCCCGAAGGCCGCCUCCGAGGUCCCCAAGGUGACGGGGAGCCCGGCGACGCCUCACGCCCCGACCCUGGGCCGCGGCUUCUCCGAGGGCGACGACAUCCUGUUCUUCGACCACAGCCCGCCUCAGGCUCCGCCCCCCAGUCUGUCGGCCACUAAGCUGGCCGCUCUGAGGAAGCUGAGGGCCAAAGGAGCGGCGCUGGAGAGGGAAGACCCCAACGCUAUGAAGAGGAAGAGGAGUGACAGCAGUGAGAUCAGCGCCCGGGUGGAGAAGAACCGGACCUCGCCCAGCGGCGAGUCCGGUAAGGAGGAAGAGGAGGAGCCGGCCCUGAAGAAGAAACGCGAACAGCUUCGCUUCAUUGAGUCCGAGGAGUUCCAGAAGAUCCUCAACGCCAAAUCUCGUCACGGGACGGUGCUGCAAGCGGCCGAGUACCAGCUGCAGGAGCGCUACUUCAACGCCUUGGUGAAGAAGGAGCAGAUGGAGGAGAAGAUGAAGGGAAUCAGGGAGAUGAAGUGUCGGGCCGUCACCUGUAAGAAGUGCAGCUACACCUACUUUAAACCGGCAGAUCGCUGCGUGAACGAGAACCACGAGCUGCGGUGGCACGACGCCAUGAAGCGCUUCUUCAAGUGUCCCUGUGGACAGAGGGCCAUUGCUCUGGACAGGCUGCCGCACAAACACUGCAGCAACUGCGGCCUGUUUAAAUGGGAGCGUGACGGAAUGCUGAAGGAGAAAACGGGACCAAAGAUCGGCGGAGAACUUCUUCAACCUCGAGGGGAAGAGCACGCAAAGUUCCUCAACAGCUUGAAAUGAACAUGUGCUUUUUUUAUUGUGGUAUCGAACCAUUUUUAGUUAGUUUUUAAUAUUGGACUUUUUUCAGUGUAUGUUUAAUGUAUUAAAUUUGCUGUAAACAGGCUGAUUAAAGCAAUAACAAGGUCA
Cyprinodon tularosa is the source of this 2923-nucleotide messenger RNA. It is a transcript of the gene mcm10, whose product is annotated as minichromosome maintenance 10 replication initiation factor. Gene Ontology annotation, cellular component: replication fork protection complex; nucleus. Gene Ontology annotation, biological process: DNA replication; DNA replication initiation. The record is from RefSeq and is a predicted model, not a curated record. Bases 242 to 2797 code for a protein of 851 amino acids. Lineage: Eukaryota; Metazoa; Chordata; Actinopteri; Cyprinodontiformes; Cyprinodontidae. Gene Ontology annotation, molecular function: DNA replication origin binding; single-stranded DNA binding. The transcript has 18 exons.